GUUGCUCAGGCCUCCCUCAAACUAGCCAAUGAGAAGUGCACGGGUCCUGGUCGCCUAGGAAACCGCGUGACAACAAGAUGGCGGCGCCGCGGGACGGCUAGCGGCCGUGCGUGGGAGUUCCUGACAGCUGGAUUCUAGAAGUAGAACUAUGAGCUCACCUUUGGCCUCCCUUAGCAAGACCCGGAAAGUGCCCCUGCCCUCGGAGCCUGUGAAUCCUGGGAGGCGAGGAAUCCGCAUCUAUGGGGAUGAAGAUGAAGUGGACAUGUUGAGUGAUGGGCGUGGCUCAGAAGAAAAGAUCUCAGUCCCUUCCUGCCAUGGCGGCAUAGGUGCCCCUGUGAGUCGGCAAGUCCCUGCAUCCCAUGACUCGGAGCUGAUGGCCUCCAUGACGAGGAAGUUGUGGGACCUGGAGCAGCAGGUGAAGGCCCAGACUGAUGAGAUCCUGUCCAAGGAUCGGAAGAUAGCAGCCCUGGAGGACCUGGUGCAGACCCUCCAGCCACACUCAGCUGAGGCAACCCUGCAGCGGCAGGAGGAACUGGAGACGUUGUGUGUGCAGCUGCAGCGGCAGGUCAGGGAGAUGGAGCGGUUCCUCAGUGACUAUGGCCUGCAGUGGGUGGGCGAGCCCAUGGACCAGGAGGACUCAGAGAGCAAGACAGUCUCAGAGGAUGGCGAGAGGGACUGGAUGACAGCCAAGAAGUUCUGGAAGCCAGGGGACUCACUGGCGCCCCCUGAGGUGGACUUUGACAGGCUGCUGGCCAGCCUGCAGGAUCUUAGUGAUUUGGUGGUAGAGGGUGACACCCAGGUGACACCAGUGCCCGGCGGGGCACGGCUGCAUACCCUCGAGCCCAUCCCACUGAAGCUCUACCGGAAUGGCAUCAUGAUGUUUGAUGGGCCCUUCCAGCCCUUCUACGAUCCCUCCACACAGCGCUGCCUCCGAGACAUACUGGAUGGCUUCUUUCCCUCAGAGCUCCAGCGACUGUACCCCAAUGGGGUCCCAUUUAAGGUAAGUGACUUGCGCAAUCAGGUCUACCUGGAGGAUGGGCUGGACCCCUUCCCAGGCGAGGGCCGUGUGGUGGGCCGGCAGCGGAUGCACAAGGCCUGGGACAGGGCGGAGGAGCACCCAGUUCCCAAUGCUGUCCCUGCAGGCUCCAGGAUGACCGCUGAGAAAUUUCUGAACAGGCUCCCCAAGUUUGUGAUCCGGCAAGGCGAGGUGAUUGACAUCCGGGGCCCCAUCAGGGACACCUUGCAGAACUGCUGCCCAUUGCCUGCCCGGAUCCAGGAGAUUGUGGUGGAGACGCCCACCUUGGCCGCUGAGCGAGCGAGGAGCCAGGAGUCGCCCAACACGCCAGCACCCCCGCUCUCCAUGCUGCGCAUCAAGUCUGAGAAUGGGGAACAGUCCUUCCUACUGAUGAUGCAGCCUGAUAACACCAUUGGGGAUGUGCGAGCCCUGCUAGCGCAGGCCAGGGCCAUGGAUGCCUCUGCCUUUGAGAUCUUCAGCACAUUCCCACCCACCCUCUACCAGGACGAUGCACUCACGCUGCAGGCUGCAGGCCUCGUGCCCAAAGCGGCACUACUGCUGCGGGCACGCCGAGCCCCAAAUUCCAGCCCGAACUUCAGUCCUAGUCCCUGUCCUGGUCCCGGCCCCAGUUCCAGCCCCCAAUAAAGCGCCCGCCCCCUCAA
This is a messenger RNA of Piliocolobus tephrosceles (Ugandan red Colobus), 1677 nucleotides long. It is a transcript of the gene UBXN11, whose product is annotated as UBX domain protein 11. The record is from RefSeq and is a predicted model, not a curated record. The transcript is spliced from 15 exons. Lineage: Eukaryota; Metazoa; Chordata; Mammalia; Primates; Cercopithecidae. Gene Ontology annotation, biological process: proteasome-mediated ubiquitin-dependent protein catabolic process. The coding region runs from base 149 to 1660 and encodes 503 amino acids. Gene Ontology annotation, molecular function: ubiquitin binding.